Magnolia sinica is the source of this 1311-nucleotide messenger RNA. Its product is annotated as mitochondrial intermediate peptidase, mitochondrial-like. The coding region runs from base 822 to 1136 and encodes 104 amino acids. Gene Ontology annotation, biological process: proteolysis; peptide metabolic process. NCBI's taxonomy places the organism in Eukaryota, Viridiplantae, Streptophyta, Magnoliopsida, Magnoliales, Magnoliaceae. Gene Ontology annotation, molecular function: metalloendopeptidase activity. The record is from RefSeq and is a predicted model, not a curated record. The transcript is spliced from 3 exons.
UUUAUUUAAUGUAAAAAAAUUGAAAAAUCUACAAAUACUUUUCGUUGCUUAUUUGAUUCUUGUCUGUGGACAGCUUUGUCUGGUAUUUGCACAUGGUGUUCUUCUCUCUGUUGUAUUGCUAUCAUGAUUUUUUCCUUGCAUGGGCAAGGGUUUUUUUUUUUCCUGAUGUUUCUGUGGAACUACUCUACAUAUGUUUUCUUCUCUUUGGAUAAUCUGGCCAUUGGUUCCUAUCUAUUGUUAAUCUAAGGGUCCUUUUAAAAAAAUAAUCUAUUUCUUUGUCAUAUUAAUCUCCUUGUAUAUGCUAUUGUGGUAACUCAUGCCAUUUUUGGAGGUUUUUUUUUUUUUAAUUUUAUUAUUAUUAUUAUUAAUUUUUUUAUAAAAGCUAAUUGCUAAUGUAUUUUUCAUAUUGUUCAUGACUGGUCAGUUCUGGCGUCCCCAUAACCGGGCCAUGUUCUUCAAGGGAUUCAUAUUAUUACAUUUCAAUUCUGUGCAUAACUUUGUCAUUGCUUGCACCAUGUGCUCCUCUCUUUUACCUUCUAUUUUGUCAGCGUGCCUAUGUGACCUGUGUAUUGAUCUUGAGCUUAUUUCUCAUUCAUUUGGUUUCAGUUUCAGUGAAAACAUUAUCACCGAUCCUGGUUUUGUGGAUAUAUUUCCAGCCUCACGAAUUCCGAAACAUAUGCAACAUCUUCUUAAGCCCAUGUAUCGCACCAUGACUGGUGCAUCAAAGGAACCACUAGGAUCAAGAGAUACGGUAAAAGAAAAGGGAUUCCGUGUGACAACAGUUUCGGGUACUCUAUCCUCUAUACUGAAAUGGGCAUCAGAUGCUGAGUUCUUGGAAUAUUUUGGGAUUUCUUUACAGGUCAGGAAACAAUCAUACAUAUCAGGAAAUUCAACCCGUCAUUGCAAACCUUGGUGUCCUUGAUAAGCUUAUUGCAGCUCGUCAUGAGCUUGCAGAGAUAAUGGGGUAUAAAUCUUACGCUCAAUUUGCAGUUCAUCCGAAUAUUGCAUCAUCACGAGAUGUUGUGAUGCCCUUUUUGCUUGAUUUAAGCAAGAUUGUUACGCAUAAGGCUGAUGAGGUAAAUUUGUGUCCUUUCUUGGGUGUAGUUUUGAUCUUUUUCCCAAUUUUUCAGUUGUAGUAGAGUGUGAAGUUUUUCUGGUACUUUCUGGAUGUCUUUUUUCCCCUGGUAGGAGUUUUAAGGCAAUUAGGGAUUUCAAGAGGAAAAUAUGCAAUGAAGAUUGUGCAGACUUGGAGCCAUGGGAUGAAGCUUAUUUCACGGGAAUGAUGAAGUCUUCUACCUUCAACUUAGACUC